CGUAUUUUUAUUUUUCGUAUUUUUAGCUGUCGCAAAAGUCGCAAUAUAGAGAAGCAGCAUAUUUAUAUAACUUGCAAUAAGAGUGAAUGCUAAACAAAUUUGAGCAAGAUGCUAGCAAGCGGAGAGGAUCUGAUUGUGAGAAAGAGAACGCGGACAGGACACUGGACACUGGACGGAUCAUACCAACUUCCCUUCCCGCCAAAAUGAUGCCAUCAGUGGCGCUGUUUCUCGGCGAGUAUUGAAGCGAACUAUCAGUGGCGCCGCCCCACCCAGAUUCGCAGACAGGAAAACAACACAAAGUCACAAACAGGCCUCGGCCGUAGUACAAAGUGAAGGUCGUCAGCCGUCAAAGCACCUUUUAUCGACCGGUCUCGUCAGGUCGGCGAACAUCCUCAUGCAUCAGCCGUCCGCCCCGUUCGAAGGGAAAAUGCAGCCACCGAACGCACCCCCGUCGUACCACGAAGCCAUCGGCGGAGGUCCCGGCCCCGGCAACGUCGGCUGGAACGUGCCGCACACUGGAGGCACCACUCAACCGAUCAUGAAUGUGCAGCCGCUGCAUCCGGCGCCGUCCCAUACCGUGCCCGGCGGCGGCGGCCCCAUCGUCCAUCAGAUGCACGUUGUUAACGUGGUGAUGGUGGGCCCGAGUCCGAUCCACACCGCCUGCCCCAACUGCGGCGCCGAGGUCAAGACCAUGACCGUCACGACGCCCAAGUCGAUGGCCCACCUUGGAUGUAUCGCCCUCUGCCUCACUGGAUUCUGGUUCUGCUGCUGCUUGCCGUACUGCUUUGACGCGUGCAAAAAGACGGACCACACCUGCCCCAGCUGCAAAGCCUUGAUCGGCACAUACAACGGCUAGUUGUUCUCUGCGAGCGUAUUCAAAACAAGAUUUAUUGUGAUUUGAGGCACCAUAAUUUCACAUUCAAAUCUAAUCGUUCCCUCACCUUGGCCACUGAUAAGUUUACAUACGUAUACCAAAUAAUAUUGCCAAAGUCAUCUAGCCUUCUGCAAGAUUUUUCACCUGAUCCGUGUCAUAUUUUCCGAUUGUCGAUUACUCUUUGAGCUGUGCGCAGCGUCACAAACCUUCCUUUGAUAUUACCCCGCUCACCCGCUGAGAGAGAUCUAUACCGAUGCAAAACCACGCUUAAAGAAACUGGCAUAUUAUUAACUUUUUGUGUGGUCUAAAGUUGAUAUUUACACUAGACCUGAUUAAUUAUUCUUAACGAUUAAGUUGUAGAUGUGUAUGCUGCCUCUAUAAUGCUAAUUCGCAAACAAGUUAACAUUUGAACAGCAGAUCAUUUUUAAUAUUAAAUUAUGUUCCACUAAAAAAUUAGUGUUACCAGUAUUAAGUCAUGGAUUGAAGUGACGUAAUUAUGGCAACAAAUAGGGACUGAGUUGCUCUAAUGCUCUGAAGAACCUUAAAGAUUUUCAUUUGUAGAUUCAUGAAUUUUCUUAUUAACGUGGCAUUUAGCUGACAGAAUGUUCAUUUGAAACCUAUUAUUCUUUUUCUUAUUGACCUCGGUUGUGUAUUGUUACUGCCGAUGACUGUUUUCGCAAAUCGCAUGGUAUAAUCAACACUAACAUGCUACAAAUUUUUUGUAUCAUAUAUAUACUGUUUAAAAUACUAUAUGUGUGCUAAUUAAAAUUUCCUAGAUAGUUACUUUUUAGAUGUAAGAUGAAGCAAAAUGUUGUUCAGUGGCAGGACUCUGUUCGGGAUAUUAAAUAAAAAAGUGUGAAUCUAAA
Messenger RNA from Cloeon dipterum, 1740 nucleotides. RefSeq names its product lipopolysaccharide-induced tumor necrosis factor-alpha factor homolog. The record is from RefSeq and is a predicted model, not a curated record. The transcript has 3 exons. NCBI's taxonomy places the organism in Eukaryota, Metazoa, Arthropoda, Insecta, Ephemeroptera, Baetidae. Gene Ontology annotation, molecular function: zinc ion binding. Bases 395 to 856 code for a protein of 153 amino acids.